Nestor notabilis (Kea) is the source of this 848-nucleotide messenger RNA. It is a transcript of the gene AQP11, whose product is annotated as aquaporin 11. Lineage: Eukaryota; Metazoa; Chordata; Aves; Psittaciformes; Psittacidae. The coding region runs from base 1 to 765 and encodes 254 amino acids. The transcript has 3 exons. Gene Ontology annotation, cellular component: cytoplasm; membrane. Gene Ontology annotation, biological process: transmembrane transport. The record is from RefSeq and is a predicted model, not a curated record. Gene Ontology annotation, molecular function: channel activity.
AUGGCUGGCGGUGGGGCUGAGAUCUCGCUCCUGUUCAUGACCAGCAUCGUGGUGGCCGUGGGGCUGUGCAAGAAGCUCAUCCGCCGCCGGCUGUACUUGGACCACCGCCUUUUCACUUUCCUCAUGGAGAUGCUGAGCACCUUCCAGAUCUGUGCCUGCACCAACGAGCUCUGCCUGCUCGGCAACGUGGAGCCGAAGCCUCACGUCGCCCUCAGUCUCACCUAUGGUUUCACGGUCCUGCACGGCCUGACUCUGAGCGGCAGCACAUGCAAUCCCUGCGGCACUUUGCAGUCCGUGUGGAGCGGGGGGGUAUCGCUCAAGACCGGUGGACUCAAGAUCGCCGCUCAGUUCGUGGCUGCAGUGGUUGCCAGGGUGUUUAUGCAUUGUAUCUGGAGCCUGGGGAUAGCAGAGACCCAUUUUGGAGCACCCUCACAGGGCUGCAGCAGCCCCAUGCAGACUACGGUGAUGCAGGCGUUCUGCAUAGAACUGCUCUUUUCUGCCGUUUUCCAGCUGACCUUCCUGCGAGUGGAAAGAGUUAAUCCCAAGUACAGAGUGCAUCUGAUAUCUCUUCUCAUCACCCUGCUCGUGUAUGCAGGUGGAAAUCUCACAGGAGCAAUAUUUAACCCAGCAUUGGCUUUUUCAUUACAUCCACACUGUUUCUAUGAGAAAUUUCUGAGUUACUCACUAGUAUAUUGGGUAGCACCAUCCUUGGGUACAAUACUUGUGGCUUUUAUAUGGGGUGAAAUCCUUCCCCGGAUCUCCUGAGCCAUCAAAUCCUGACAUCAAGCAGUGACAUUGAAAUAUACCUUCAACAUCUGCAGAUGUGAAGCUGUCAGAAAAGUGCUGAC